Hansenula ciferrii is the source of this 969-nucleotide messenger RNA. RefSeq lists its product as uncharacterized. The record is from RefSeq and is a predicted model, not a curated record. The coding region runs from base 1 to 969 and encodes 322 amino acids. NCBI's taxonomy places the organism in Eukaryota, Fungi, Ascomycota, Saccharomycetes, Phaffomycetales, Wickerhamomycetaceae. The transcript has a single exon. Gene Ontology annotation, biological process: fungal-type cell wall organization. Gene Ontology annotation, cellular component: plasma membrane; cell cortex of cell tip.
AUGUGGACACCAAAUAAAAUUUUCAGUAGAGAAAGAAAUCAACCAGGUUCAUUAUGGUCAUUAUUAAUGUCAUUGGCAACUUUUAUAUUAUUAUGUUGUGCAAUUGGAGGACUUUGUUCUAAGAUUUAUACAAUUAAGAAUGUUUAUAUUGCAGAAUUAGAAUUUAAAAAUGCUAAAUGGAAUAAUAUCUUACCAUCAAGUUAUUCAAAUUCAAAUACAGAAAAUGGAUUUGGUGGUUCAAUAUCAUUAAGAAGAUUAAAUCAUUGGAAUAAUAUGAGAGGAGUACCAAAUCAAAAUGCUGAAUUUAGUGCAUUGAAUAGAUAUACUGUUGGCUAUAAACAUUCAAUGAGUUGCAAAUAUGUUAUCUAUAAGGAUUUAGUUGAUGGUGGUGAAAGUGGUUCAAACUUUAAAGAAGAUGAUAUUAGACUACCAAAAGGUGCACAAAUUUCCCGAAUCAAUAGAAAUGCUAUAUUGUUUUUAACUUUAUUUGCAUGUAUUUUCAAUGGGAUUGGUGUAUUAGCACAAUUAUUAAAAGUUCCAUUCCAUUUUGUUCCCAAGAUUGCAGCUAUUUUCUUUUUAUUUAUUGCAAAUAUUAUGGUUCAUGUGUUAGCUAAAAGAAUGGCUAAUUCAUUUAAUAAUAAUUAUAGUGAUUAUGGAAUUGGAGCAGAUUUAGGUACAAGAUAUUUAACAAUGGUUUGGUUUGCAUUUGGAUUUUUAAUUGCUUCAGUAGCAUUUGAUCAUGGAGAUCCAAGAGUUGCAAGACAUUCAAAAGAUUCACAACCAACUUAUAAUCCAGAAGUUGAUCGUAAUAAGAUGGAGAAUACUGGAUAUGGACAUGAUAAUGAUGGAUUUAAUGAAGGUGGUAGUGAUCGAACUGCUUUUGAUAAUAAUGGUGGUCAUAAUACUGGAUAUGGGAAUGUUUAUAAUCAAUAUAAUGCUCCACCAAAUCCACCUGCUUAUAAUGUUUAA